Molecule: messenger RNA, 300 nt
Organism: Dentiscutata erythropus
Lineage: Eukaryota; Fungi; Glomeromycota; Glomeromycetes; Diversisporales; Gigasporaceae
Source: the annotation of a GenBank genome assembly
AUGACUGAUGAAGAAGCAUUAAUAUGUAACUUUACAGAUGAUGAAUACAUAAAAGAUGAUAAUUUUGUAAACCGUGUUGAAAAAUGUAAAGCCUUUGGUACACAGCAAGGGGCUGACGAUAAUGAAAAAUGGAAAGCACAUCAAGUUGCUCAAGCCUAUCAUCAACAAUUCCCAUCUAAUGUACAGAUAACACCACCGGGUGUCAUUAAAUAUUAUAUGGAAAAACGCCUCCCUUAUUCUUCUUCAGUGCCUUUUACCAAUUACUAUAAAAAACGGUUAGAGCUUUAUCAAGCCAGAUGA